Molecule: messenger RNA, 2694 nt
Organism: Linum trigynum
Lineage: Eukaryota; Viridiplantae; Streptophyta; Magnoliopsida; Malpighiales; Linaceae
Source: the annotation of a GenBank genome assembly
GGAGAAAUGAGCAACUUCAAACCCACUUCCACCCUAAUGAUCGAGCCCUGAUACAGAUGAUCCCAAUUCCGCGGCAACCUUGCCCAUAUAGAAGAGUGCGGGGGCUGGAGAAGAGAGGGUUAUACACGGUUAAGUCAGCCUAUGUGAGAUGGAAAGAAAACCAGGAUGCUGGAGUGGGAGAGUUCUAUGUGCCGGUCACUGGAAUCAGAUUUGGCAAUUAAACCUUCCACCAAAAGUUAGGGUGUUUGCGUGGAGAUGGAUCCAUAAUAUCCUUCCUACAGGGGGGAAUCUAGUUGACCGAACAAGGAGAGGCUGCGAGGAAUGCCCUUUCUGUGGCUUAAAAGAAACCCAAUACCACACAUUCCUAAACUGCGGGUGGACUAGGCGAAUUUGGAAACCAUCGGAGCUUAGGGGUCUAUUCAGUAGGGGGGAGGAAAGAACCUGUGAGGAAUGGUGCUGUGAGGUCCAGGAGAGCGAGAAGUCGGAGGCAAUUGAAGCUUUGCUAGUGGUUCUAUGGUAUAUUUGGCACGAACGCAACAAUCACCUAUGGAAUGGUAAGAAAAGGGAAGAGAGAGACAUUAUCCCACAUGCACUGGAGUGGUUAAGCGAAUUCCAAUCGAAGCAAAGGCAGAGUACUUAUCUGGCGAACCAAAGAUCCCUCCGAUGGAACCCACCCAACCCAGAUCGACUGAAAGCGAACGUGGAUGCUGCAAUUUUCCGAUCGGGAGGAACAGGGUGGGGAGUCAUCGUUCGCGACCACAACGGCGGAUUCCGAUUGGCAGCGGUGAAGCGGACGAGAAGGAAGUGGGCACCGGAAAUUGCAGAAGCGAUGGGUAUAAUGUUUGCCCUGGACCUGGCUAAGAGGUACGAUUUCACAGCCCUGGAUGUAGAGACGGAUUGCUUGCUCUUGGUUCAGAAGCUGCUGCGGGAAAUGCGCUCGGCUUUGGAGGUGGAAGAGGUGUGUGAAGAAAUUAGGGAUGAAGCUGAUCGGGUUGGGGACAUAAGAAUUUUGUUCACAGGCCGAGAAUGUAAUGAACCGGCCCACAUGCUAGCACAUACCUUCUGCCCUUGGGACAGUGAGGAGAUUUGGGUCUCUGAUCCACCUUACUUUUUGGCCCACCAUCUUUGUAAAGACAAUAAUCUGGGCUCCCCCAUUUAAAUAAACACAAGGAGAUUGAUUUUUAAAAAAAGUAUUAAUAUUUCUAUUUAAAAAUUAUUAAAUAUAUUAUCAAAUUUUGACAAAAUAGUACAACAACUCUAUUUUUUUAUAAUUCAAUACGUACAUCUAGAUCAAGAAAAAAGUAACAAAGUUUAAUAGCUUAUUCGAACAAUUUGUUACUUAUAUCAUAUACAAAAUUAUCAAAAUCCACUAGUAUUGUAAAUUUUAUUUAUAAAAGAAAAAAAUACACUUACGCCCCUCCAACAUCAACUCCUAAGUUUUCUCAACGAGCAUCCUAGUAUUCCAUCCCAUGAUCUUCCUGUUUUGCUUCAUCUUCCUGUUUUGCUUCAUCUUCCAAUUUUUUUUAGCCAUCUACCGUCAAUCCUUCGUUCCCUUCCAUCAAAAGCCUAUCAUCUAUAAAAUUCUAGGAUUCUAAUACAAAAAAUUCAUGUACCAGUACAAACAAUCUCUAGAUUAGUUGCGACCUCAAUAUUCUCAUCGAAUCUAUCUCUUUCAAUAUAGUCAUGAGCUCUUAAUCUUACUGAGUUCACAACAUAUACAAAUAAGUUGAAUUCUAUUGAGUCCUAGUCGAUGUUGGUGAUUGACAAAUAAUCAGUCUGAUAAUCUGGACCCUACUUAGAGCUUGUAUUGUCGUUAAUUAUUUUUCGUUCUUACUCUCAUCCACUAUAUGUAUGUCUUUGGUGAAACAACCGCCCCUUGUAUCCUGGUUACAUCUAUUAAUUCGCGAAUGUUUUUUUUUAAUUUCUCCAUGUUAGGAAUUUAAGUUCCUAACUUAAGUGGGCUUGCAAAUUCACAACACAUAUAUUAACUAUUUGGUUUUGAUGGGCAGACUAUAAGUGAUCAAUACAUGGAGCCCAUGAUUACUCAAGCCCAAUAUGGGUCUAAUGGGUGGAAACCCAAUACUUGUCCACUUGGGCUUUAUGGGAGCCCAUGUGAAACUAGUAUAUAAGGAGUUUGAGGUUGUGGUCUCCAAUACACCAAGACCAAACACUCUCUUCUUCUCCCCAUCAGGAAGAUCAGAGGAUUCUCGUUAGUGGACUAAGGAGGCUUGGUUGAGGAAGAUCACGCUACCUCCCGGGUCGUGCUCUUAGAAGUAUCGUCCGGCCAAAGUUCGUCUUUCAGAUUCCGCAUCAAGAUCCAGACGGUCUACAUCGUGAAAUCAGGUAACUCUAUCAACCUUUGAUAAUCUGACAAGAUGACAGAUUCCGGGAAAUUACAUAGGCUAAAGUUUAAUUCCAACACUCCAAGUUCAUAAUUUUGUGCUCCAAAGUAGGAGCGUGCAGUCAAAAGCGUGUUUCUACCUAGAAGCGUAAAACCGUAAGCUUUUAAGUUUUAAAACGUAGAUUUUGACUACAUUUGUAAGGGAAAAUGACGAUUCUAUGUAAAAUCAUUUUAGUGACCCAAAAGGGUAAAAGCGUAAGCUUUUAAGUUUUAAAGCGCGAUUUUGACUGCAUUGGAGCGCCAACCCAUGCCCCUCGAAUUGUGUGACGUAAGAAUAAAUUGAUGUUAGAUAA